AUGGCCAAUACACAGAAUUCAACAAUCUCAUCAUUUGAUUCUUCUCCCGAGUUUCCUCCAAUCACCAUUCACCGUCCGAUUGAUUUCCCUGGAACACCUACUUCCGAAGUUUUAACUCCACAUCCCAACCCAUAUCCCACAGAAGCCUAUUCGAGCCCUUUUCAAAUUUCUACACCUGUCAUAAUCACUCCAGUGGAGCCUAGAGCUGUCAGAAAUGGUGUUCGACUGAAUCAAAUCAGAAGAAUCAGAAGGCGUCAAGAAUCUCGUGCUAUUUUCGGCAGUAUUCGCCGUCGUCUUUCCAUGGUUUCAUUCAGAGAAACUCUCCCAGAAGACCGGAUUGCUUCUCCACAAACUUUGCCUAGAAGUAAAAUAGUUGAUAAGACCAAAACGGCAAUUGAGCUGGAAUCGCCUAACCGAUUACAAGUUAUGCUUUCGGAAGAAAUGAAUAAAAUCUGUCUUUCUGAUGAAAUCGAUUCGACAAAUGUGCCUUCUGAUUCUUAUAAUUCUGCAAAAUUGAGAGAAAUCAAUCGAUUAGAAAUAAUGGAUAGCGUCUUUCUGGCACUUGAAUCUGGAUGCGAAGAGGAAAUUUCGAAUGCGUUGGAAUCAUUGGAAUGGAAUUUGGGUCAAUUGAUGCAUGAAACUGAGAUUAUUGAUAAGAUUGUUGAAGAUUUCGAAACGGAGAGGGAUGAGAAGAAGAAGAAGUGGGAUGAAGUUGAACUGAUUUUGAAUAUUAUUAAAAAUGAUAACCCAUAA
Caenorhabditis briggsae is the source of this 753-nucleotide messenger RNA. Lineage: Eukaryota; Metazoa; Nematoda; Chromadorea; Rhabditida; Rhabditidae. The record is from RefSeq and is a predicted model, not a curated record. The transcript has 5 exons. Bases 1 to 753 code for a protein of 250 amino acids.